This is a messenger RNA of Penicillium antarcticum, 528 nucleotides long. RefSeq lists its product as uncharacterized. The record is from RefSeq and is a predicted model, not a curated record. NCBI's taxonomy places the organism in Eukaryota, Fungi, Ascomycota, Eurotiomycetes, Eurotiales, Aspergillaceae. The coding region runs from base 1 to 528 and encodes 175 amino acids. The transcript has 2 exons.
AUGGGGUGCGAGCUUCCAUGUGAAGACUUCAUAUUCAACUCCGAGCAUCCUUUCUCAGACCCAAAUUUCCGAUUUACGCGGCAAACUACCAUCUCAGAGGGCUUUCAUUUUCUCUUUCAAGAUAUUUCUAACCAAACUUCAUCCUCCCCCUAUUUCUCACCCAUCUCACCUCGGGAAAGUAAUACAUUCGAGUUGACAACGCCACUUGUGGAAAUUUCUCAAAGUCAACAUGACACACUGCUAUCUGAACCCAUUGGAACAUCUAAUCCUUGGCCUGCCGGUGGACCACUAACGAAUCGAGCUUCCAGGGCGCUUUACCGUUGGCGCGAGCAAUGGUUGGAGCUCUGCAAUAAGAUGUCUAGCAAUGAAUGGAGUAAUGUUGGCCUCAGCAAGACUGGAUAUAACUUUUAUCUGGUUUCGCAGCUUUUGUUGAACAUGGGAAGCACAGGUGGCUUAUGCAAGAUGGAAGGCAAUUGUGAAGACAGACUGGAGCAACUCAAGGUGCUGUUGCCUGACGACUACGAUUGA